CACUGCUGAUCCAUCCGCUCCCAAUUUGUCCUGCCAGCUGUGCCCACAGCUGCCUGCCGAGUGCCAAGUCCAGGUUUUUCUUCAGGACCUGAGGUCCAUCUUCUAAUCACAUUUCCUGAGAGGGACCGCUGGGGGCCCUGGAGGAGAGACGGACUUUUUCGACUAGAACGCGGAUGCAGACUAUCGUAGAGACGUCGCUCUAAAACUGCCGGUUUUCGCGCGCUUUGGCGCGGGUAGUUGUGGGUAGGGCGCCCAAGAGGGAGAAAGGAGUUCGGGGACUGUGAUCGCGCCGCCCGCAGGGCCUGAGGGGGAUGUUCCAGGACAGUCCCCACGCGGAGGGGGCGACGGUGGUCGCCGCGGCCGGGGAGGCGCUGCAGGCCCUGUGCCAGGAGCUGAACCUGGACGAGGGGAGCGCGGCCGAAGCCCUGGACGACUUCACCGCCAUCCGGGGCAACUACAGCCUAGAGGGAGAAGUUAUACACUGGUUGGCAUGUUCACUAUAUGUUGCAUGCCGUAAAAGCAUUAUUCCCACAGUUGGAAAGGGUAUCAUGGAAGGAAAUUGUGUUUCACUUACCAGAAUACUGCGUUCAGCUAAAUUAAGUUUAAUACAGUUUUUUAGUAAAAUGAAGAAGUGGAUGGACAUGUCAAACUUGCCACAAGAAUUUCGUGAACGUAUAGAAAGGCUAGAAAGAAACUUUGAGGUGUCAACUGUAAUUUUCAAAAAAUUUGAGCCAAUUUUUUUAGAUAUAUUUCAAAAUCCAUAUGAAGAGCCACCAAAGUUACCACGAAGCAGGAAGCAGAGAAGGAGUCCUUGCAGCGUUAAGGAUCUCUUUAAUUUCUGUUGGACGCUCUUUGUUUAUACCAAGGGUAAUUUUCGUAUGAUUGGAGAUGAUUUAGUAAACUCUUAUCAUUUACUUCUGUGCUGCUUGGAUCUGAUUUUUGCCAAUGCCAUUAUAUGCCCAAAUAGACGAGACUUGCUAAACCCAUCGUUUAAAGGUUUACCAUCUGAUUUCCAUACAGCUACCUUCAGGGCUCCUGAAGAGCCUCCCUGCAUCAUUGCUGUGCUGUGUGAACUGCAUGAUGGACUUCUCGUAGAAGCAAAAGGAAUAAAGGAACACUACUUUAAGCCAUAUAUUUCAAAACUCUUUGACAGGAAGGUACUCAAAGCAGUGAACAAGGAGUAUGAAGAAUAUGUUUUAACUGUUGGUGAUUUCGACGAGAGGAUCUUUUUGGGAGCAGAUGCAGAAGAGGAAAUUGGAACUCCUCGAAAGUUCCCUGGUGACACCCCAUUAGGGAAACUGGCAGCACAGGCUAAUGUGGACUGUAACCUUCAACAGCACUUUGAAAAAAAAACAUCAUUUGCACCUUCUACCCCACUGACAGGACGGCGAUAUUUACGAGAAAAAGAAGCAGUCAUUACUCCUGUUGCUUCAGCCACCCAAAGUGUGAGCCGAUUACAGAGUAUUGUGGCCGGACUGAAAAAUGCACCAAGCGAACAACUUAUAAAUAUUUUUGAAUAUGGAGAGAAACAAAUGAUGUUAGUAGGCAAAUGGGUUCUUUUAGAGCAAGAUAUAUUUCAUCGUUCCUUGAUGGCCUGUUGUUUGGAAAUUGUGCUUUUUGCCUAUAGCUCACCUCGGACUUUUCCCUGGAUUCUUGAAGUUCUCAAUUUGCGACCAUUUUAUUUUUAUAAGGUUAUUGAAGUGGUGAUCCGCUCCGAGGAGGGACUUUCCAGGGACAUGGUGAAACACUUGAACAGCAUUGAAGAACAGAUUUUGGAGAGUUUAGCAUGGAGUCACGAUUCUGCACUGUGGGAGGCUCUCCAGGCAUCUGCAAACAAAGUUCCUACAUGUGAAGAAGUGAAUAUGCAACCAUUAUCUCCAAUUUCUGUCCAUGAACGCUACAGUUCUCCUACUGCAGGGAGUGCUAAGAGAAGACUUUUUGGAGAGGACCCUCCAAAGGAAAUGCUUAUGGACAAGAUCAUAACAGAAGGAACAAAACUGAAAAUUGCUCCUUCUUCAAGCAUUACUGCUGAAAAUAUAUCAGUUUCACCUGGGCAAAGUCUUCUAACAAUGGCCACAGCCAUAGUAACAACAGGACAUAAAGUUACAAUCCCAUUGCACGUAACUAACAUUAAAGAAGAAAGAACUUUUCAAGAAAUAAUGAAAAGUUACAGGAAUCAGCCCCAAGCUAAUAGUCACGUCUAUAGAAGUGUACUAUUGAAAAGUGUUCCAAGAGAAGUUGUGGCUUAUAAUAAAAAAGUAAAUGGUGAUUUCGAAAUGACAGAUUCUGAUUUGCUAGUCUACGUAUACACAAUGGAAGCUCCACCUCUUUCUCCUUUUCCACAUAUUAAGCAACAGCCAGGUUCACCACGUCGCAUUUCCCAGCAGCACUCCAUUUAUGUUUCCCCACACAAGAACGGGUCAGGCCUCACACCAAGAAGCGCUCUGCUGUAUAAGUUCAAUGGCAGCCCUUCUAAGAGUUUGAAAGAUAUCAACAACAUGAUAAGGCAAGGUGAGCAGAGAGCCAAGAAGCGAGCAAUAGCCAUUGAUAGUGAUGCAGAAUCACCUGCCAAACGCCUCUGUCAAGAAAAUGAUGAUAUUUUACUUAAAAGACUACAGGAUGUUGUCAGUGAAAGAGCGAAUCAUUAGUGCCCUUCCUGUUUAUGAAAUAAAAGCACUUUCAGGUGGUUUUGCAGAAAGUUGGGGCUCUAUCCUUCAAAACCUUCAGCCCUGUAGAUGGUAAAUAUCACUGAAUUAUAAGAAAAAUUAUGUACCAAAAUCAUGUGCUUUUUUUUUUUUUAAUAUUUAUCUAAAAUGUAGUUGCCAGAGAUGUAUUUUCAGUUGGACUGGAAAGGAAUGUUUUAAGUACCUUUUAAACAUAUUAAUAGCCCUAGAAUUUUUUAAAUGUUUGUUCCUUGGGUUAGCUUUUAAGAUGAAGUAAGGAGAAACCUCAUAAUUUCUUAGAUCACUUUUUAAAAUAAUCAAAUGUCUCCUCCUGUGCUUUGUGAUUUGAGGGUAAAUAAUCUACUUUUGUUAAGUGUGCUUUGAGAUAUUUGUGUUCUCAAUUUAAUACUGAGUGAGAGUUGGUUCCCCCAGCACCUGGGCAGAGGCAGAUGCACCAGCCUGUCUGUGACCCACUGUGGUCACUCCAUGCCCAGGUGCCACUAGCAUUCUGGGUUGUGUAGAUCCCUUCCCCCUGCCCUGUUCCUCUCCUUUGAGCAUUUGCAAAUUUGGACCUGAGCCCAUGCACUGACCACCCCGCCCUUUGCUUUCCAACCCUAAGCCCUGUUAGCCUGAUGUCCCAACCUAAUGCAAGGGGUAUUAGCUCUUUUUUAAAACUAUCAUUUUGUUUUUCUGAACCAUUAACUUAAUUAUUCAUGAUUAUAUUACAUCAUGUAAUUGUCAAAACAGGAAGCUGUUUCCCAAACCAGUAGAAUAAAAUACAGAUAAGAGUUGUUGGAAGCUAAAUUUGCUAUUAGCGAGAAAGCACUGUGAUCAUGUAUGAGAUACUGAGGCCAUCAUAAGAUUAGUCAUCCUCAAUAUCUAACUGACUCCCUAAGAAUAGUUCAGCCUUUUUCAGAACCACAUUAACAUCCCCUCAUACCUUAUAAUUAUAAUCUACAUCAGUAAAACAGCUGGUUGUUCCUUCCAUCUCUUCGUUCUCAGUAUUAUUGGUGCAAUGUGAGUUUCCCAUUAGGAUCGGAUCACUGGGCCCCUUAAGGAUGUUUUACAGUACUAGGUAGGGGGAUGCAACUUUCCAAAGAAUCAGCUGUUCAAUACUCACUUUUUCUAGUGUGUUUGUGGAAUCUGGAAGGACCUGGACAAGCCAUUCCUAAUUAUUUUUGAGAAAUUGUUAUCAAAUGUAUAUUUUUGACUGAAAAAAAUCUUAUUUUUUAAAAUGCAAAGUGUUUAACUUAACCUAUGUCUAAUACUGGCUAAUUUGAAUUAGUCUAAUAUUUGGCUGUAAAUUAUUAAUUGCUAUUAUCAGAAAUUUUAUUUUUAAAUUGUAAGAAGAAAAGUGAUUUGGGUCACAUUUUACUUUUCUGUAAAUUACAUCCUCUUUUGUGUAGUAUCUACACAUGUUACAAGCCAAAUAACGUCAUGUGUCUUGAAUCCUUGUAUAUAUUUUUAUGUGGCUAUAACUUUUGAGUCAUUUUCAUCUUCUUUAUUAAUGUGCAGAAUAUAAGUGAGCAUUUGUACAUUGACUAUAGAAGAAACUCUGGAUAUGUUUUUAUCAGUUUUCAAGACUUUAUAUCAAUGUACAUAAAACUUAAUAAAACAUUGGAGUUUUUGAGAU
This is a messenger RNA of Hipposideros armiger (great roundleaf bat), 4296 nucleotides long. It is a transcript of the gene RBL1, whose product is annotated as RB transcriptional corepressor like 1. Gene Ontology annotation, molecular function: RNA polymerase II transcription regulatory region sequence-specific DNA binding. The record is from RefSeq and is a predicted model, not a curated record. Gene Ontology annotation, biological process: negative regulation of G1/S transition of mitotic cell cycle; cell differentiation; regulation of transcription by RNA polymerase II. The transcript is spliced from 18 exons. Lineage: Eukaryota; Metazoa; Chordata; Mammalia; Chiroptera; Hipposideridae. The coding region runs from base 312 to 2648 and encodes 778 amino acids. Gene Ontology annotation, cellular component: nucleus; transcription regulator complex; chromatin.